Messenger RNA from Miscanthus lutarioriparius, 807 nucleotides. Lineage: Eukaryota; Viridiplantae; Streptophyta; Magnoliopsida; Poales; Poaceae. The record is from the annotation of a GenBank genome assembly.
AUGGCUCCAGCUCGAGUUUUCAUACUCUUGCUGCUGGCAGCUGCCGGUUGGGCGUCGGCCAUGGCCGCUAAUGACGCCGUCCCCACAAGCACCACGUCGUCGUCUCCGGCACCAACCGGGUGGCUGAAGGCGCAUGCCACCUUCUACGGAGGCGCUGAUGCCUCCGACACCAUGGGCGGCGCGUGCGGGUACGGCAACCUCUACUCCCAGGGCUACGGCACGCGGACGGCGGCGCUCAGCACGGUGCUCUUCAACGACGGCGCCUCGUGCGGGCAGUGCUACAAGAUCGCGUGCGAUCGCAAGAGAGCCGACCCGAGGUUCUGCAAACCCGGCGUCACAGUCACCGUCACCGCCACCAAUUUCUGCCCGCCCAACUCGGCGCUGCCCGACGGCGGCUGGUGCAAUCAGCAGCGCCCGCACUUCGACAUGGCGCAGCCGGCGUGGGAGAAGAUUGGAGUCUACGGCGGAGGCAUCAUCCCCGUCAUGUACAAGAGAGUUCCUUGCGUGAAGCGAGGUGGAGUCAGGUUCACGAUCAAUGGGCAUGACUACUUCAAUCUUGUGCUUGUGACCAACGUUGCGGCUGCCGGCUCCAUCAAGUCUAUGGAAGUCAAGACCUCCAGUUCGAAUAACUGGUCUCCAUUAGCACGCAACUGGGGCGCAAACUGGCACUCUCUGGCCUAUCUCACAGGGCAGAUGCUCUCGUUUAGGGUCACCGACACGGACGGACAAACUAUUGAAUUCACAGAUGUGGUGCCACAAGGAUGGAAGUUUGGCCAAACAUUUGCAUCCAAGUUGCAGUUCAAGUGA